GGUUAUCCAAUCACAGCAAGCCACCGUGUGUUUCCAAACAACAUCCCUUUUCACAGAACUACAGGCUGUGUAGCUAGCUACUUACUUCCUCAUCAUCUCAACUAAAAAGUUGUCGGCUGAAUAAAUUAAUUCCUACUUUGUUUUUCUGACAUUUUACCUUGAUGAUUAGAUGCUGUAAUUACUUACUCCGUUGAUAUUAUAACUAAGAGGUCGCGUUGGAGAGGUCACAAGAAAACAAAAAUGGACAACAGUGGUUUUCCUAACGUUAGACAAAAGACAAUCACUCUUGUGAUAAAAACACCGAAUCAAGCCCACGGGGAUCAAACGAUUGAAGGAGUUGACACGGACUGGACAGUGAAAGAGUUGAAGACUCAUUUAUCGAGGGUGUACCCAAACAACCCGGCUGAAAGUGAUCAGAGACUCAUUUACUCUGGCAAGCUGCUCCCAGACCAACUGCAUGUCAGAGAUAUUUUCAGAAAGACGGACCUAACACCCACUGUGCACCUGGUGUGUGCAGUCAGAACUCAGCCCAGAGGUCCACUAGGAGCAAGACCAAAGGUCAGAGAGCCAGAACCACAGCCCUCUGCCAUGCCAACCAGACAGAACCCAGAGGGUGCCACCCCAGCCCCAUCUGUGCCCACUGAACCAAAGCUGAGACAACGCAGGCCAGGGGCAGCAGAGAUAACCAACCCAACCUUCCCCACCUACUCCCUCUACAGCCCUCAACAGCUGCUCUGGCUGCAGCACAUGUAUGCUCGCCAAUACUACAUGCAGUACCAUGCAGCCUACGCAGCAGCAGCUUCUGCCCCCUUUGCCCCAGCCGCAGGCCCAUCCCUGCCUGCUGCUCCCCACCAAGCCGCUGUCCCAGCAGCCCUGCCCAAUCAGGCCCCCAUUGACAACCUGCCAGCCAAUCAGAAUGCGCAGGACGGUGCCUUUAUCAACCCGGGAGCAGCCAAUCAGAACCUGCGGAUGAAUGCCCAGGGCGGGCCUGUGAUGGAGGAUGAGGAGGAAAUGGAUCGUGAUUGGCUGGAUUGGGUGUACACGGCUGCCCGUCUGGGAGUGUUUCUCAGUAUUGUCUACUUCUACUCCAGCCUGAGCCGCUUCGCCCUUGUUAUGAGCAGCCUGCUCCUUAUGUACCUGCACACAGCAGGCUGGUUCCCCUUCAGACAAAGGCCCCUGGUCAGAGGUCAAAACAACUUGGUCCCUGAGGUCAUCCAGAACCAGGACAGGAACCCAGUGCCACCGGCGGAGGUCCCUGCAGGAGAAGAGGGGGCCGAGGCGGAGGUUGGACCUGAUGAACCACACCCGCUGACUGGAGUACCUGUGCCUCAACACAGGGUGUCCGUCGUUUGGAGUGCCUGGAUCUUCUUCAAAGCCUUCUUUGCCUCCCUCAUCCCAGAGGCCCCGGGAGUGGCUAACUGAAUAAUUGACUCUUCCAGCAGGGGGCACAGUGGAACUGAAGUUUCCCUCAGUCUCAGACCUGCCUCUCUGUCACAGGAAGUCCUCUCUCUGGCCUUCUGGAUGGAUGCCUGGAUGGAUGCCUGGACAUUUUGUGAGAAAUCAUGAAUGAUUAAAAGCGUCAAUGCAUACAAAGCCCUGGCUGUAGUCUGUUAAGGGUGUGUGUUUAGGGAUAUGAUUCAUUCGGCGCUUCCUGCCUUAUGAUAGUGACCAAAUGGUUGUAUAUACAGUACAGUACAUACACCUCUCUCUGCCAAAUGGUUGUAAAUGCUGUAAAUGUUUAUUGGAACAAAACAUUUAAAUAUUAUUGUAUUGUCUGUACACAGCACUUUACAAAACUUAUCUUAUUAUUAGGGCUGGGACAAUACUAAUAUCGCAAUAUUUUUUCCAUUGCAAAAAUGUAAACACGAAGCAGAUCAAACUCUUUGGCCCUUUAAAAACCUUCUGUAUGUAAAUAUUGUCUGCUAUAUCUUGGAAAAAUAAAUAAAUGUGAUUCUGGAUGAGUAGUAAUGUACACUCAGCAGCCAGUUUAUUAGGAACACCAACCUAGUACCGGGCCAGACCCCUUUUGCCCCCAGAACAGCCUGAAAUCUCAGGGUCAUGAAUUCUACAAGGUGUGGCAUUCAAACAUUACUCAAUUGGUAUCAAUGGACCUGAUGUGUGCUAGGGAAAGCAUUCCCCACACCAUUACACCACCGCCACCAGCCUGUACCGUAGACACCAGGCAGGAUAGCAACGUAGUCAGACUCAUGUUGCUAAAUGCCAGAUCUUGACUUUGCCAUCAGCAUGACUCAACAGGAACCGAGAUUUGCCGGACCAGACAAUGUUUUUCCACUCCUCAACUGUCCAGUGUUGGUGAUGGCGUGCCCAGUGGAGCCACUUUUCUUGUUUUUAGCUGAUAGGAGUAGAAACCGGAUGGGCUGCAAAAUCCCAUCCGUGACAAGGACCGACGAGUUGUACGUUCCGAAAUGCUGUUCUGUACACCACUUGUACUGUGCCAUUAUUUGCCAGUUUGUGGCCGGCCUCGUAGCUUGCACAAUUCUUGCCAUUCUCCCAUGACCUCUCUCAUCAACGAGCUGUUUUCGCCCACAGGCCUGCCGCUGACAGGAUAUUUUCCCCCCGCACCAUUCUCAGUUAACCCUAGACACUGUCGUGUGUGAAAAGCCCUGGAGGCCGGCCAUUUCUGAGAACCGGCACACCUGACACCGAAGAUCAUACCAUGCUUAAAGUCGCUUAGGUCACUCGUUUUGCCCAUUCUAACGUUCAAUUGAACAGUAACUGAAUGCUACGAUGCCUGUGUUCCUGCUUUAUAUAGCAGGCCACGGCCACGUGACUCACUGUCUGUAGGAGCUAACCAUUUUCGUGAACGGGGUGGUAUACCUAAUAAACUGGCCACUGAUUGUAUGUUUCCAACAUACAUGGGGCUGUUUUCCGAAAUAGUUAAAUCCGCUUUGUGUUUUGUUUCUUUGCCACGAUACUAACGAGUAUCGCAAUACUGGUAUUGUGCCGGCCAUACUUAUUAUGCAAGCUUGCUUUAAUCUGGGUUAAAUUCUGAGAUGCUUAUAGUGCUAUAUGAUAAAAUAGUUUGUAUUGCUCUUGCUCAGAGAUGGAAGUGCUAUACAGGGUUGUGCAUGAGUAUUGAAUGUUUCUCUGGUUGUCUCAGAUGUGAAAUGGAAGGCAGUGUUAACAUAGUGUGGCUUUAAUUCAUUAGACUGGUUAAAGAUCUUCUGAAAGUUGAAUUAUGUUAAACACGGGAAUAUGCAGUUGUGUGGGUCUUAGGCCAGACUGUUUUUGCAAUUAAAAUGGAAUCAUGCAUAGCGACCUCGCUCCCUUGUUACACAAUGAGAAAAAUAUAUAUUGUGAUUCCUUUUGGAAUGCCUUUAACUGUACACAUACACUAAGUGUAAUUCCCCCCUAGUACGUUUUAAUGUGAUUUAUCUUUUUGUUUUUAUUUUGGUAAAACAGCUUUUUAAUGGAUGCUACUGUAUCAAGAAUAUUUUGUGGAGACUUGCAAUAAACUUACUUAUUUAAAAGGA
This is a messenger RNA of Salmo salar (Atlantic salmon), 3494 nucleotides long. RefSeq names its product homocysteine-inducible, endoplasmic reticulum stress-inducible, ubiquitin-like domain member 1 (gene herpud1). Gene Ontology annotation, molecular function: transmembrane transporter binding. NCBI's taxonomy places the organism in Eukaryota, Metazoa, Chordata, Actinopteri, Salmoniformes, Salmonidae. Gene Ontology annotation, cellular component: endoplasmic reticulum membrane. The record is from RefSeq and is a predicted model, not a curated record. Gene Ontology annotation, biological process: regulation of ERAD pathway; endoplasmic reticulum calcium ion homeostasis; negative regulation of endoplasmic reticulum stress-induced intrinsic apoptotic signaling pathway.